AUGAAUCCGGCGGCUCUUCCGUCCCUCGGACACAUCAAGUCCAUUUCUCUAACUGGGCGAAGACGUUGCCAAACCCAACUGCAACCAGUAUCUGGAAGGAGGAUUGUAAACAAAAUAAAGUCCCACCAUGCUUGGAUCCAGAAACUAUGAGUGACGGUCCGGCGUGUUGCCCUGCUGCUGAGGCGCUCUGGCGGAUGGGAAGUUGUGAGUCAGAGGCGGAGGACCAGCAACUUUUAUAGACUUUGAAGUCCCCUGCCUGCAAGUAGCCAGCAGCCCCAAUUUAGACUUCUUUUACUCAGGGAUUGUGCGUCGGGACAGUUGUUACAUUAGACCAGUAUUUUUAGGUUAUGCGUUGUGGAGGACGUCUUGAAGCGACACGGAAAUGGCAUUUCUGUUUUUUGUGGUUGACAAUGGAGAAUAAAUGAAAGGGACAUUUCAGGGGAUUAACUGACAGCACAACGACAGACGAUGUGAUGUUUUUUUUGCACAAAUGUCAUGAAGUCGUGCAAAUAAGGUAAAAGGGCGUCUUCACCCCACUGGCCUGUUAAGAGGACAGACUGUUCGACAAGGGGCCAGACCACAGGAGUUGAGACUGGUAAUGCGGGAGAGGGACCUACAGAGCAUGUGCAGAAGGGUGCUGCUGCUGACCGUCUGUAUGGUGUCUCUCUGGGGACAACUGACCAGCGCGUCGUCACACAGAAGCCACAUAGUUCAUGUGAAAGCAGGAACCUGUGAGGUAAUUGCUGCACACCGAUGCUGCAACAAGAACAAGAUUGAAGAGAGAUCCCAGACUGUCAAAUGCUCCUGCUUCCCUGGACAGGUGGCAGGAACAACAAGAGCAGCUCCAUCUUGUGUAGACGCAUCCAUAGUUGCACAGAAAUGGUGGUGCCAGAUGCAUCCCUGCAUGGACGGGGAAGAGUGUAAAGUGCUGCCAGAUCUCAAAGGAUGGAGCUGCAGUACAGGAAACAAAGUUAAGACAACCAAGGUCACACGAUAGUCGUCUAUUUCCAGGAUAACCUUGCUUGGAACCAGACGUUGUUUGUUUGACCAACACUGUAGGACAUUUGGAUACCAUGCGUUUUAAGGACCGGUGGAAACCAGGGACCAACAAGGAUAAAUAAUAAUCACGGACAUUCCACUGAACGAAUGGAAGAAAAGGACCAUGGAGCAUUAUAAGACUACAUAUCCAAAAAGAGUCCUGACUUUAGAUCCAGCAUCAACAGUAGCUGUCUCUGACCUCUACUGCCCACCAAAUCUCUCUUUGUAUUAUAGUUUUAUUCCUAUGAACUAGAAGACUCAACCAUGAAGAUAUUUAUUGACUAAAAGACUGUGGAUUACACCAGAAAAAAAUCACCCAUAAAGCAAAACCAUGUGAUGUGAAACAUUUGUGUUAUUUUGCCACAAAGAUCCCCAGGACUCUUGGAUGCAUAUCUGUGUUGAAGAUCUAGUGAGAUCAUAAGCAUUUUCAUUACUUUUAGCCUUAUGCAGCAGAUAUAUCUUCUCUUUUUUUGUUCAUUUGAAACUAUCAAGUGUUUGGCUUUCUUAAGUUUGUUAGGAUGUCAAGUCUCCUUUUUUAAAGACAAAAGACGAUGCCACAACAAUAAAACCCAGAAAAAAUGUAAUGAUGUUUGACUACAAGUCACCAAGAGUCAACAUAGCUGAGUUCUGCCAAAAUGUUUUAAUGGUAUCUGUUGUUUUCAAAGCCUGGUGACUACCAUUGAUUACAAAUGUCAAUAUUAUCUUAAUAAAUCUAACUCAAUGGAUAUCACU
Molecule: messenger RNA, 1770 nt
Organism: Micropterus salmoides (largemouth bass)
Lineage: Eukaryota; Metazoa; Chordata; Actinopteri; Centrarchiformes; Centrarchidae
Gene: tafa3a
Product: TAFA chemokine like family member 3a
Exons: 6
Coding region: 599-997 (132 amino acids)
Molecular function (GO): receptor ligand activity
Source: RefSeq, a predicted model, not a curated record